Oryza sativa Japonica Group (Japanese rice) is the source of this 1986-nucleotide messenger RNA. RefSeq lists its product as uncharacterized. Gene Ontology annotation, molecular function: protein binding. The record is from RefSeq and is a predicted model, not a curated record. Lineage: Eukaryota; Viridiplantae; Streptophyta; Magnoliopsida; Poales; Poaceae.
GGUCCUCUUCUAUACUGAAAAACACUCAUUCCUCCAUCAUUCGAUCUCGAAUUCCACCCGCUCCCAUACUUCCAUGGACACCGAGAUCACGCAGGAGACGGCGGCGCCAGCGGCGGCGGCGGCGGACGUCGAUAUCAUCAGCGACCUCACCAACGACGUGCUGCUGAUAAUCCUCGGCCUCUUGCCGGCGGCGAGGGACGUGGUGCGCACCUCCGCGCUGUCGACGCGGUGGCGCCACCUCUGGACCCGCGCCCCGGCGCUCCGCUUCGACGUCGGCCCGCGCAGCUGGCGGCUAGGUGGGUGUGGAGCCACCGACGAGGCCGCCGCCGCCGCCCGCCUCGUCGAGGCGGUGGACUCCGUCCUCGCCAGGCGCGAGGGCGGCGCCGACGUGAAGGACCUGGAGAUCAACCUCGUCCACCACCGCUCCGAUGGCGGCGACAGGCCGCCCAUGUGCCACCACUACGCCGCCAUGUUCGUCUCCUCCCCUUCACCUUCACGGCACCGGGAGGAGCCGCGGUGCGACCUCCUCGCCGUGCCCCUGGACGUCGUCACGCCGGCGCGCGUCGCCGCGUGGCUCCGCUUCGCCGAGCGCCGCGUCGCGGGGUCGUUCUCUCUCAGGCUGCCCGCGCUGUCGAGGAGGAUCGCGGCCGCCGGAUCUCCCCCCGCCGUCCUCCCUUGCUCCGAGAGGCUCCACACCAUGCGCCUCGCGCUCGGCGGCGCGGCCCUCGCCGUCCCAGACGCCGUCGCUGCCGCCGCCUACCGCUCUCUUACCGACCUGCUGCUCAGCAAAGUCUCCCUCGACGACGACGGCGACGACCUCCGCCUCUGCAGCCUCCUCUCCUCCGCCAGCUGCCCUAACAUGCGGAGGCUGGAGCUCAGCGACAUCGACGGCCUGAUCAACCUCCGCCUCGACGCCGCCGCGACGCUCGAGGUGCUCCGCCUCAUCGGCCUCCGCCACAUGGAGCAGAUGGAGGUGGACGCGCCGGGCCUCCGGGAGCUUGUCCUCAAGCGCAUCUACGCCCACCUGAUGGCGGCGGCGUCGGCGUCGUCGGUGAGGAUCGCCGCGCCGGGGCUGCAGGCGCUGACGUACGAGUACGACUACGCGUGCUGGGGCGGCGCCUUCCCCAUGGUGCUCGACGGCGAGCGCACCGCGAAGCUCCAGGUGCUGUCCCAUGGCGUCCCCGACAAGGACAACAACGGCGCGGCGGCGUGGUUUCUGCAGCACUGCGCCGCCGCGAAUCGCCUCGACGUCGUACUGAAGAUGGAAUUUGAUGAGGAGAAGAUGGAAGAGGAUAUUGAGGAUCUGAUCAAGGAUAUACCAGAAGUUCUUAAUAUAACCGACUUACGAAUAACGGUAGCCAUCUCCACGGGAACCGUGGAUACACAUGCAAUUGGCGCAAGCGUAACCAAGCUCAUUGCAAAGUUUAGAAGAAUUGAGUAUCUCUCCAUUGACAUAGACAAAAAGGCCGGUGAUUGUACAAAUUUUGACUGCAAAUGUGAGCAGCAUAAAGGCUGGAGCAACGAGAUGAUUCCACUAGAUCAUCUCCGGAUGGUAGACAUACGUGACUUCCUACCUUUCAAUGACCAAAUAGAACUCGUAUGUGCACUGAUUGCGAGUGCGCCGGCACUGGAGAAAAUGAUUGUAGCAUUGCACGAGUCAUAUGAAGAGACAAGAGAGCGUACAAAUAACAUGGAGGCGUAUUUAUGCAUUCCAAGCUGUGGUGGUCGUUGGACCCCUUGUGCUUGGAAUGGGGGUAAAUUUGGCAGUGCUACUAAAUAUGAGUGGAAACCAUGUAAGCGGAAGCGGUCAGAAGAAGGGGUGGAGAAGGUUUGAAAUGCCUUAUUACUGUUCGAUAUGAAAUACCUUUAUGAAAUGUAUGCAUGUAUCCUUGGAGUUGAUCUGUUAUACUCCCUCCAUUUCGAUAUGUAUGAUGUUACCGACAGAGUCGACAAACUUAAUAAUAUAGUGAUUUUACCAUUUUACCA